AUGUCUUCAAAAGCAAUCCGUGAAUACGACGCAAAGUUGUUGCUAGCCUAUUGGCUUCAACGCGCUCCAUCACCAAACCCAAACUUUGCUCCUUCACCUUCUUCUACUCUCCAGUUCCCAGCACCACGCGUAGCUCAGAUCCUAUGGGACCCUCAAUCUGACUCGAUCACCCCAGACACCCAUCUCCCAUCUUGGGUUUCUACUACAAAGCUCGUCGCAAAGCCAGAUCAGCUCAUCAAGCGUAGAGGCAAGGCUGGCUUACUCGCUCUUAACAAAGACUGGCAAGACGCGAAGAAAUGGAUUCAAGACAGAGCAGGAAAACCACAGAGGGUCGAAUCCGUCACCGGAACUCUCAGCUCUUUCAUCGUAGAACCUUUCCUCCCUCAUCCAUCAGACUCUGAAUAUUACAUCUGCAUCACCUCCGCUCGUCACGCAGACACACUCCUCUUCACCACUUCAGGUGGUGUUGACGUCGGCGAUGUCGACGCAAAGGCUCUCAAACUCGAUAUUCCUGUCAUCGGCGCUUUCCCAUCACGUGCUGACCUCCAAAACACCCUCCUCCGCGACGUCCCAGCGCACAAGAAAGAAGUCCUCACUGACUUCCUCGUCAGACUCUACUCUGUCUACGUAGACCUUCACUUUGCUUACCUCGAGAUCAACCCCUUGGUCGUCCUCGAUGACGGUGCAAUCCACUACCUCGAUAUGGCUGCAAAGCUCGACCAGACCGCUGAGAGCAUCUGCGGCCCAAAGUGGGCUGUCGCAAGAGAUUUGACUGUCUACGAGACUGGUCCAGCUGCAACUACCACUGGCUCAAAGAUAAACGCUGACCGUGGCCCACCCAUGGUCUGGCCCGCUCCUUUUGGUAGAGAUCUCACAAAGGAAGAAGCAUACAUCCAAAAACUCGACGCUUCUACCGGUGCUUCUCUUAAGCUCACCGUCCUCAACCCAACCGGUCGUGUAUGGACAAUGGUCGCAGGUGGUGGUGCUUCCGUCGUCUACAGCGACGCCAUCGCCGCAGCCGGCUUCGCUCACGAACUCGCCAACUACGGUGAAUACUCUGGUGCCCCAAGCGAGGGUCAGACUUUCGAAUAUGCCAAGACAAUCCUUGACCUCCUCACUCGCCCGCCCCCACGUGCUGAUGGCAAGAUCCUCAUCAUCGGUGGUGGUAUCGCCAACUUCACAAACGUCGCUGCCACUUUUAAGGGCAUCAUCCGUGCACUCACCAUGUUCAAAGCCCAGCUCAUCGCUCACCAAGCAAAGAUCUACGUCCGUCGUGGUGGGCCCAACUGGCAAGAAGGCCUCAAAGCCAUGCGUUUACUCGGUGAAUCGCUCGGCGUCCCAAUCCGCGUCUUCGGCCCCGAUACCCACAUCACCGAAAUCGUCCCUCUCGCACUCGGUCUCAAAUCAACAACCUCAAGCACCGCACCCGUCAGCAUCCCAGCCACUGCCCCAGGUUCACCCAAGGCCGCACCCGUCACUUCUGAGCCAGGUACAGGCGACGUCGGUGCCAUCCACGCAGAUGGGGAACGCACCCAGCCCGAUGACGUCGUCGUUCGUUUCGAUACUGUUGAUGACAAGGCUGCGAGGCCUGCAUACAGACCCUUUGACGAGGACACGCGCAGCUUUGUUUAUGGCUUGCAGCCCCGUGCUAUCCAAGGCAUGUUGGACUUUGAUUACAGUUGCAAACGGUCCCGUCCCUCGGUCGCUGCUAUGAUCUACCCUUUCGGAGGUCACCACAUCCAGAAAUUCUACUGGGGGACGCGCGAGACCCUUCUCCCUGUAUACACAUCCCUCGAAGAAGCUGUGAAGAAACACCCUGAUGUUGACGUCGUUGUCAACUUCGCGUCCAGCCGGAGUGUCUACAGCAGUACAAUGGAGUGUUUGGGCUAUCCAAGCAUCCGUGCUAUUGCCUUGAUUGCUGAGGGUGUUCCUGAAAGACAGGCACGCGAAAUUUUGUGGAAGGCUGAGGAGAAGGGUGUUUUGAUCAUUGGCCCUGCUACUGUUGGUGGCAUCAAGCCUGGCUGUUUCAGGAUCGGAAACUCUGGAGGCAUGAUGGACAACAUCAUCGCCUCCAAGCUCUACCGCCCCGGCAGCGUAGGCUACGUCUCUAAAUCUGGAGGCAUGUCCAACGAACUCAACAACAUCCUCUCAUUGGUCACAAACGGUACCUACGAAGGUAUCGCCAUCGGUGGAGACCGUUACCCAGGAAGCACAUUCAUCGACCAUCUCCUCCGCUACGAAGCCGAUCCCGCUUGCAAAAUGCUCGUUCUCCUCGGUGAAGUCGGUGGUGUAGAAGAAUACCGUGUCAUCGAAGCCGUCAAGCGCGGACAGAUCAAGAAACCUAUCGUUGCUUGGGCCAUCGGUACUUGCGCCAGCAUGUUUACCACAGAAGUCCAAUUCGGUCAUGCGGGUAGUAUGGCGAACAGCGAUGCUGAGACUGCAGACGCCAAGAACCGCGCUAUGCGUGAAGCCGGUUUCAUCGUUCCCACCACAUUCGAGCUCCUCCCCCAAGCCCUACAAGCCACCUACGAGAAGCUCGUGAAAGAAGGCGCUAUAGUCCCUUCGCAGGAGGUAGAGCCGCCUGUCAUCCCCAUGGACUACAAAUGGGCGCAAGAACUGGGUCUCAUCCGUAAACCCGCAGCAUUCAUCAGUACCAUCUCUGACGAGCGUGGCCAAGAGCUCCUCUACGCCGGGAUGCGCAUAAGCGACGUCUUCAAAGAAGACAUCGGACUCGGAGGUGUCGUUUCCCUCCUCUGGUUCAAACGCCGGCUUCCCAGCUGGGCCACCAAAUUCAUCGAGAUGGUGUUGAUGUUGACUGCAGACCACGGCCCGGCUGUGAGUGGUGCGAUGAACACGAUUGUUGCUACGAGGGCGGGUAAGGAUUUGAUAUCGAGUUUGGCGAGUGGGCUUUUGACGAUUGGGAGUCGAUUUGGGGGGGCGCUUGAUGAGGCUGCUGGGAUGUUCAGUGGGGCCAGGGAUAUGGGGUUGACGCCUAGAGAGUUUGUGGAUAAUUCGCGGAAGGCUAACAAGCUUAUCUCUGGUAUUGGCCACAAGAUCAAGUCGGUCAACAACCCUGAUCUGAGAGUCGAGCUCGUGAAGGAGUAUGUGAGGAAGAACUUCCCGAGCCACUCGUUGCUUGAUUAUGCGCUCGCUGUCGAGAAGGUGACUACGUCCAAGAAAGAUACCCUCAUUCUCAACGUCGACGGCUGCAUCGCAGUCUGCUUCGUCGACCUCCUCCGCGACUCCGGCGCCUUCACACCCGAAGAAGCCGAUGAAUAUAUCAAAAUCGGAACUCUCAACGGCUUGUUUGUUCUCGGUCGCAGCAUCGGUUUCAUUGGCCACCAUCUCGACCAGAAGAGGUUGAGGGCUCCGCUUUACAGGCAUCCUGCGGAUGAUAUCUUCAUCAAUAUUGCGGAUUUGAGUCAGCCUCGGGUUUUGGGGAAGAUGUUGUGAGCGCGCGCGCGCGUUGACUUGACUCUCACCCAGACGUGAGCUGUCCGGGAUGGUAUCAUUGUAAAAGAAUGACUAAUGCAUAAUACGAAUCGCAUCAUACGACUGUUGACUGUUUUUGUUUUCAAUUCUUCUGAUUGUUGUCGUACUCAUUGACUUGACCUUGGGGAUAGAAUGUCUAGAAUUCGUACUUGUACGUGCAUGUAACAACGCAUUUUCAUCGCUGCAAUCGGUUUGUGAUCAUCGGGUUUGUGAAUUCGGGUUUGUUUGUUUGUGUAGUCAGCAUGGAAGGCAGGUUUGUCCCGCCAUGUUCAUGUUGGGCUUUGUCCAACGCAAGAAUUAUUUGUCUUCAAAUCUCUGCAGACUCUAGAGGACAAGCUAUCCAUGUUCUGAUUCAUUCCAUUAUGG
This is a messenger RNA of Suillus paluster, 3858 nucleotides long. RefSeq names its product ATP citrate lyase. The coding region runs from base 1 to 3453 and encodes 1150 amino acids. Lineage: Eukaryota; Fungi; Basidiomycota; Agaricomycetes; Boletales; Suillaceae. Gene Ontology annotation, biological process: citrate metabolic process; acetyl-CoA biosynthetic process; fatty acid biosynthetic process. Gene Ontology annotation, molecular function: ATP citrate synthase activity. The record is from RefSeq and is a predicted model, not a curated record. The transcript is spliced from 9 exons. Gene Ontology annotation, cellular component: cytosol.